AUGCCCGUUCCUCUUGCGCUUGCCGUACCCGCGGUGGCUGCAGGCCUGGCAUAUGUCAAUGCUAAGACUGCUUUGUGGUACGACUACACAAUGCUAAGGGGCAUCACACGCGCCGUCUGGCGCCAUGAUCGGCGGGAGAAGGCCGAUAGAGUCAACAACUUCUACAGCUUGGAGGAGCGCGCAACCAACAAAGCAACGGGUAGCAAUAUCUUUCUCAUGUUUGAAGAUCGAACCUGGACUUACGCCCAAUGCUAUGACAUGGCCAUGAGAUAUGGCAACUGGCUCAAAAUAAAGUAUAAUCUUAAAAAAGGAGACGUGGUUGCCAUGAACCUGCAGAACUCGGAUCACUAUAUUCUCCUCUGUUUCGGGAUGUGGUCAAUUGGCGUCAAACCGGCUUUCAUAAACUAUAACCUUACCGGCAAAGCGUUGACUCACUGCGUGGAAGCUGCUAAUGCUGUAUUAAUGCUGGCUGAUCCUGAGCUGGAAAAGAAUGUUGAUGAAUACGUUCGGACUACACUAAAUGGACUCAAGAUCGACUUUUUGACAGAGCAAGCUCACUCUGAAAUCAAGGCGACCACUGCUGAGCGUCCUCCUGAUUCCCUUCGGUCUGGCGACACGGGAAAAGAUAUGGCUAUCCUUAUCUACACCUCUGGCACAACGGGGCUACCAAAAGCAGCCAUCAUUUCCUGGAGCAAGUUGACAGUGGCUGGAAACUUUUGUACGGGAUGGCUCUAUACCCGGCCCACGGACAUCUUUUAUACGUGCAUGCCGAUAUAUCACAGUUCCGCUACGGUCAUGGGCUUCUCACAUAUCUUGGAGGCCGGUGCCACUUUUGCCAUUGGCAAAAGGUUUUCAACCAAAACAUUUUGGAAGGAUGUGCGCCGUUUCGACGCUACCAUGAUACAAUAUGUGGGCGAGACUUUGCGAUAUUUACUGGCAGCUCCUUCCGAGAUCGAUUUGUCGACUGGCGAAAAGUUGGACAAAAAGCACAGGGUGCACACAGCUUUCGGCAACGGGUUACGGCCGGACGUCUGGGAGAAGUUCCGUGAGCGCUUCGGUAUCGAGAGCAUAGCAGAAUUCUACGGUGCGACGGAAGGGUUCCUGGCUACGUGGAAUAAGACUCGGAACGAUUAUGCGGCUGGCGCGAUAGGACGGAACGGGUGGAUCUACGAACUGGUUAUGAACUCCAAGAUGGCCAUCAUUGAUGUUGAUCCUGAUACAUCUGAAGUGAGGAGAGACCCGAAGACUGGAUUGAGCAGGAAGGUGCCACGAGGCGAAGUUGGAGAGCUCAUGUUUCAUAUUCCAGAUAUGGAAAACUCGACAGAGCAGUUCCAGGGAUAUUACAACAACAAGGGGGCCACAGACAGUAAGGUUGUCCGCAAUGUGCUGAAGAAGGGAGAUGGGUAUUUCCGAUCAGGCGAUUUGAUCCGUUGGGACAGAGAAGGGCGGAUGUACUUCCAUGAUCGCAUUGGCGACACCUUCCGUUGGAAGAGCGAAAACGUGGCAACAACAGAAGUGUCGCAAAUGAUGGGAAUGCACCCGAGUGUUCAGGAGGCCAAUGUCUAUGGUGUAGAGCUGCCCAACCAUGACGGGCGUGCCGGAUGUGUGGCAAUCGUGUUGAAGGAAGAACCUAGCGACAGUGUUAUGAACGGUCUCGCCGAGCAUGGGCGGAAGAUGUUGCCCAAGUAUGCUGUACCGAUCUUUCUCCGGGUGGUAAAGGACGUCGGUAGCUCGAUCACUGGCACAAACAAGCAACAGAAACAUGAUCUGAGAGUGCAGGGUGUGGAUCCCUACAAGGUGGGAAGCGAUGAGUUGUGGUGGCUGAAGGGCAACACAUACGUCAAGUUCAGCCACAAGGACUGGCAGGAGCUCAAUGGUGGGAGGGUCAAGCUUUGA
Messenger RNA from Truncatella angustata, 1896 nucleotides. RefSeq names its product fatty acid transporter protein. The transcript is spliced from 2 exons. Gene Ontology annotation, molecular function: long-chain fatty acid-CoA ligase activity; long-chain fatty acid transmembrane transporter activity. Bases 1 to 1896 code for a protein of 631 amino acids. Lineage: Eukaryota; Fungi; Ascomycota; Sordariomycetes; Amphisphaeriales; Sporocadaceae. The record is from RefSeq and is a predicted model, not a curated record.